Molecule: messenger RNA, 2802 nt
Organism: Balaenoptera acutorostrata (minke whale)
Lineage: Eukaryota; Metazoa; Chordata; Mammalia; Artiodactyla; Balaenopteridae
Gene: LGALS8
Product: galectin 8
Exons: 11
Coding region: 587-1663 (358 amino acids)
Molecular function (GO): carbohydrate binding
Source: RefSeq, a predicted model, not a curated record
CUGGGUCGAGGCGGGGCCUGUGCGACGUCCACACCGGCCCUGGAGGCCGGGCACACGCGGGCCGAGGGAGCAUAAGGUCUCUCCUUCUCUCUUCCCCAUUUCCCGGCCCCCCAACCCCGGCGGCGGGGCAGAGGCGGCCAAAUCCACCCGGGAAUUUUGGAAGCACACACUCUGCCCCCUCCCUCUCUGCUCGUCUCGCAGCAAGCCGCUGGCGGUCCGAGUCCCCGAGGCCGUGCAGGGGGCCCAGCCGGGGAGGCGGCCAGCAGCGGACCCGCCACCAGCCCAGCGGAGCCGCGAGCGCGCCCCGCACGCAGACGCAAGGCCGACGGCGACGCCAGGGGCGCGCGAACCAGGAAACGGCGGCGGACUGACUCCUCUCGCUUCCCGUCGCCGCCCGCGCACGCCCGGCCGGGAACCCGCACAACGCGCCGCGGCCAGCGAACAGCCUUCUGCGCAGAGCGUCGGCGACGCCAGUCCCGGGGUCAAGUGCCUCAGUUUCAAUCUGGGAAUUCUUUAAACGAAACUUGUUUAAAAUCUUAGAUCAUACCCAAAAGAGAGACCUCAGUCAACAAUAAGGUGGAAAAGAAUGAUGUUGUCCUUAAACAGUCUACAGAAUGUCGUCUAUAACCCGAUAAUCCCCUAUGUUGGGACCAUUUCUGAGCAGUUGGAGCCUGGAACUUUGAUUGUACUACGUGGGCAUGUUCCUAGUGACUCAGACAGGUUCCAGGUGGACUUACAGUGUGGCAGCAGCGUGAAACCUCGAGCAGACGUGGCCUUUCAUUUCAACCCACGGUUCAGAAGGGCCAACUGCAUUGUUUGCAACACUCUGAAAAAUGAGAAGUGGGGCUGGGAAGAGAUCACCUAUGACAUGCCUUUCAAGAAGGAAAAAUCUUUUGAGAUCGUGAUCAUGGUGCUGAAAGACAAAUUCCAGGUGGCUGUCAAUGGAAAACAUACCCUGAUCUACGCCCACAGGAUCAGCCUAGAGAAGAUCGACACCCUGGGCAUUUAUGGCAAAGUGAUCAUUCACUCCGUGGGUUUCAGCUUCAGCUCGGAUUUAAGAAGUAGCCAAGCAUCUACUCUGGAAUGGACAGAGAUAAGUGAAGAAAAUGUACAGAAGUCUGGCGUGUCACAGUUUCCUAGUAAUAGAGGAGACAUUUCUAAAAUCGUCCCCAGAACUGUCUACACCAAGAGCAAAGGUUCGCCGGCCAAUCACACUUUGACUUGCGCCAAAAUACUACCUACCGACUGUUUGUCAAAGACUCUGCCGUUUGUGGCGAGGUUGAACUCCUCAAUGGGCCCUGGACGGACUGUCGUCAUAAAAGGAGAAGUAAAUACAAACGCCAAAGGCUUUGCUGUUGAUCUACUAUCAGGAAAAUCCAAGGAUAUUGCUCUCCACCUGAACCCACGCCUGAAUGUUAAAGCAUUUGUAAGAAAUUCUUUUCUUCAGCAGUCCUGGGGAGAAGAAGAGAGAAAUAUUACCUGUUUCCCUUUUAGUCCUGGGAUGUACUUUGAGAUGAUAAUUUAUUGUGAUGUUAGAGAAUUCAAGGUUGCGGUAAAUGGUGUACACAGCCUGGAGUACAGACACAGAUUUAAAGACCUGAGUGAUAUCGACACGCUGGAAAUCGAUGGCGAUAUCCACUUACUGGAAGUAAGGAGCUGGUAGCUGACAGGUGUGCUACAAAAACUGAAAUACAGAUGACUUCUGUGUAACACUGGCCUUGUUAAAAUGCAUCUUACUCUCAUGAUAUGGUUUAUAUAUAUUGUUAAAGUGAGCUGAAGUCCUACUGGGUGUCCUCAGUCCAUGUCACGCAGUGAGGCUUUGUCAAGCAAAAAAUGAGGACAUUUGAGGCAACAGCAGCUUAUAGCCAUUAUUCUAACAGGCCUUUCUGCUCGCUCUCCUGCACCCUGGCCGCCUCUUUUUCAAACCUGCUUCACAUUCAGCAAGUGUUUACUAAGAGCCUGCUGUGACACAGUAGCCACCCUGCACGGAGCGCUCGUCUCCUGCCAGCACUGUGCUGGGAGCUGGGAGGACACAGUGGGGCACGUACGUUCCCUGUUCUGUUCACCUCAGAGCCUUCCGUGCUUUGCCACUGUGCCGUUGUUUCUCCUCCAUGCACUAUAUAAACCCACCAGGCACUGAAAAGAAAGAAUUAUUCUAUUAGAUCACCUAAGGACACUAAUCUAUAGGCGACACCACUCUUCCUCCAGUGCUGCCCUUCAUACCCAGUGUUUGAUCGUAUCCCGUAAUUGAGAGGAUUGAUGUUGACCUACAUCUGGCGAUUUUCUUUAGCAUAAUAUCUAGCUCUUCUAGCUGUAAGCAUUACCAAAUAUCAUUAUGAGAUCUGAACACAGCACAAGAUAGAGGCAAAAAACAAAGCAAAAUGAACAAAACCAAAUGGUGCUGAAAUAAACUUGAUGUCAAUCUCCAGGCCACUGAUCUUCUGUACCAGUAUUAUUUUAGAAUAUUGGAAUUUAGGGUGAGUCAGAGGUCUCCUCUGCAUAUACUCUAUAGAAAGUUUAAGGUAGACGAGAGAUGGAUUCAAUUUGUAAAAUGUUUGCGGGUAACAAAGCAAUGCCAACAUUAGACUUAAUGGUUGAUUACAGAACAGGCCCUAUCAGAAAGUAAAAUAGACCAGCAGAGACCAGUGGAGUAGAGAGAGGCGGUGUGUGUCUGUUCCUUGUCCGCACGCAGACCAGCACGGCCUCUCCUCCUCUAAGACGACCCCAUCAUCGUUAGUGACUGAGAUCAAAACGCUGUUCUCCCUUCAGUGAUUAAAAUCAAACCUGUACUAACAAGUUAAA